This is a messenger RNA of Ostrea edulis (European flat oyster), 1948 nucleotides long. RefSeq names its product NADPH-dependent diflavin oxidoreductase 1-like. Gene Ontology annotation, cellular component: cytosol. Bases 115 to 1905 code for a protein of 596 amino acids. Gene Ontology annotation, molecular function: FMN binding; flavin adenine dinucleotide binding; NADPH-hemoprotein reductase activity. The transcript has 16 exons. The record is from RefSeq and is a predicted model, not a curated record. Lineage: Eukaryota; Metazoa; Mollusca; Bivalvia; Ostreida; Ostreidae.
UACUUCGUAAAGUAGGAAACCGUAAACAGAAUUUCCGAGUAAAGCAGUCUAGAAGAAAUCAACGCACGUAAAAGUAGCAUGUCAACAAAAUAAAGUUGCAGUAAGUCGGAGUUAAUGGGAGACAACAGGAAAAUCCUGAUUUUAUACGGAAGUCAAACAGGGACAGCACAAGAUGUUGCAGAGAAGUUUGCUCGUGAGGCCAAACGCCGCCUACUAUCCACUAGAGUUAUGGCCCUAGAUGAUUAUAAUGUGGUCGACCUCAUCCAUGAAGAAAUGGUUGUAUUUGUUUGUGCCACAACGGGACAGGGAGACCCACCAGACAACAUGAGAGUAUUUUGGCGAUUCAUAAUGAGGAAGAAUCUGCCAAACAACUCGCUGUCCAAGAUGAAGUUUGCUGUUAUGGGUUUGGGAGAUUCAUCUUAUCAGAAAUUUAAUUUCAUUGCUAAGAAGUUAUUUAAGCGUCUCCUUCAGCUCGGAGCAGAGAGUUUGCAGUCUGUCGGACUGGCUGAUGACCAACACGACUUGGGUGCUGAUGCUGUCAUUUAUCCGUGGAUGAAAAGUCUAUGGGAGCAUGUUUUAAAUCUGUACCCUUUAGCUGCAGGACAAGAAAUUAUUUCACCUGAUGUCAAACCCCCUCCCAGGUACAGAGUAGUCCAGUUUGGUCCUGAUGUCAAUGGAGUCAGUCCUGUCUCUCCGCCUGUCUCCAAUGGUAUAUCUCAGUAUAACAGAAACCAGCCCUUUCCAGCUUCACUGAUCAGCAAUCAGAGAGUAACAGCAGACGAUCACUGGCAGGACGUACGAUUAAUUCGACUGGGCAUUCAGGAUUCAGGAAUCAAAUAUACACCCGGGGAUGUGGUGAUGAUUCAGCCAGAAAACUCAGAGGAUUCAGUAGAAGAGUUUCUGUCACUGAUGAAGUUAAAUCCGUGUCAGAGAUUUACCUUGCAUCAGAAUGAUCCCAAUAUACCUCUGCCUCCCUUGUUGCCACAGCCAUGCACUGUACAACACUUGGUGAAGCAUUACUUGGAUAUUAACUCAGUCCCCAGACGCUCUUUCUUUGAGUUUAUGGCGCUUUUCUCCACUGAUGAGCUGGAAAAGGAGAAACUGCAGGAGUUCUGCACUCCAGAGGGGCAGGAGGAACUCUAUUCUUACUGCAACAGAGUGAAGCGGUCCAUUCUGGAGGUUCUACAAGAUUUCCCGAACACCAGCAGUAGUCUCCAAUUUGAGUAUCUUUUUGACGUUAUACCUCAGCUCCAGCCUCGAGCAUUCUCAAUUGCUUCAUCACAAGUUGUUUUUCCUGAUGAAAUUCAGAUUCUGAUGGCUGUGGUGGAGUACAAGACAAGACUACAAAAGCCAAGAAGAGGAGUGUGUUCCACAUGGUUGUCGAGAUUAAAAGUGUCGGACAAACCAUUCGUCCCAGUUUGGGUCAAGAAAGGAACAAUACGUUUUCCAAAAGAUAUUAGUACACCUGUUAUACUGAUUGGACCAGGUACUGGUGUGGCUCCUUUUAGAAGUUUUAUACAGGAGAGAUCAAAAAGCAAGACUAGAAAAAAUGUCCUUUUCUUUGGAUGUAGAAAUCACGAUAAGGAUUUUCUCUGUAAGGAAGAAUGGAAUGAAGCAGUGAGGAAUGGCUGCUUGGAGUUACACACAGCUUUUUCAAGAGACCAAGAAGACAAAGUGUACGUACAACAUGUGAUGUUGAAUAAAGGCCCAUUACUCUGGAAACUCUUGGAGGAUGAAGCUGCUUGGUUCUACAUUGCUGGUAAUGCCAAACAAAUGCCGGAUGAUGUGAAAUCAGCUCUGCACAACAUCAUACAACAACACGGUCAUAUGAGCAGUGAAGAAGCAGAUAGCUACAUUCAUCGUUUGGAACAAACUCGGAGAUACCAGGCGGAGACGUGGAACUGACCCUCUGUGAUAUUACAUAGCAAUAAAAUCUCUAUAUAUCCUA